AGAAAAGAUAGGAGUUAGGGGAUAUGAAUGGGAAAGCAUGGUUUCUUUUAUAAAUACAUAGGCUCAUUUUCUGUGGUUGGGGAAGACCAGGCUUCCAGAGCAGAAUAUGUGAGGAAACAGCUGGAAAAAAUUAGAACUGUGGGUAGAAGUAAACCAGUGGUUAUUAUGAUAUCCCUGAGUGGUAUUAAAGUCUGCAGCUCAGAUAAACAGACAGUGUACAUGGCCCAUGCCUUGAAGAGAAUCUCCUAUGCCACAUGUGAUCCCGAGUGCAGGCAGUUCUCGUUUCUUGCACGGGAACCACGGGGCCAAAUUAGCACGCAGUACUGCCAUCCAGCAUCUGUUUCCUUUGAGGAGGAGAUGGAGAGUGAAAGCUUUCUCAUGUUGAUGGGGAAGAUAACAUAA
This is a messenger RNA of Lingula anatina, 402 nucleotides long. RefSeq lists its product as uncharacterized. The record is from RefSeq and is a predicted model, not a curated record. NCBI's taxonomy places the organism in Eukaryota, Metazoa, Brachiopoda, Lingulata, Lingulida, Lingulidae.